This is a messenger RNA of Penicillium subrubescens, 2667 nucleotides long. RefSeq names its product putative SNF2 family helicase/ATPase PasG. The coding region runs from base 1 to 2667 and encodes 888 amino acids. Gene Ontology annotation, cellular component: nucleus; pericentric heterochromatin. Gene Ontology annotation, biological process: pericentric heterochromatin formation; DNA methylation-dependent constitutive heterochromatin formation; negative regulation of gene expression via chromosomal CpG island methylation. The record is from RefSeq and is a predicted model, not a curated record. Lineage: Eukaryota; Fungi; Ascomycota; Eurotiomycetes; Eurotiales; Aspergillaceae. Gene Ontology annotation, molecular function: chromatin binding; ATP-dependent chromatin remodeler activity; ATP binding. The transcript has 4 exons.
AUGUCUGCGGUAGACUCGCCCAUUACGCCUACCGAUUCUCGGUCUGGGACUACUCAGCCCGAGUCGACCGUGCCCUCGUCUCCGAUGACCGAGCCUACCGAUCAAGGCCAGAAAGAAUACUCGGAGAAGGAACUAGAUACGAACAAUCGUGAAUAUGGAGAAAAAGACACAGACGCACCGAAUGGCGACUCGGCAGGGGCGACAGAAGCGGCGGAAGAUACAGAAGGCAUGGAUGUCAAGGCAAAGGCCUUGAUGCAUCUCCUUAAGACGAGCUCGGUCUUCGUUGCUAUCAUGUCAGAGAAGAUGAAGAAACAACAGGAAGAAGCUAGACAACGGGCCGCCCACCAGAAACGAGAUACCACCGAGCCAAAGGCGAACCCCAAGUCCGCAGCUAGCGCUCGACGCGAGACCCGCAAUAAAGUCAAGGACGAACCCGCGGCUGAGGAAACAUUGAACGAACCAGCCGCAGGGAGGAGAAGGGGCCGUCCUCGCAAGAGCGGCGCCAACGGGAGCACAAUCUCCAGCUACUUUCAGAAAGCCGAUGUCAAGGUCGACGAGGACAAUCCCACCGUUCAAGAGGCCCUUGAACAGGCUGCGGAAGAUUAUGAGGCCAAUCCGACUGCUCUUGGUGGGCAGGAGCUGGUCGCCACUCAGCAGCCAUCUCUGGUAACCGGCGGCAGGAUGCGCACCUACCAACUGGAGGGUCUGGAGUGGAUGAAGACGCUGUGGAUGAAUGGACUUUGCGGUAUUCUUGCAGACGAGAUGGGUCUAGGAAAGACCGUGCAGGCUAUCUCAAUGCUUGCUUUCCUGAAAGAGAACAAUGUCUCGGGUCCUUACCUUAUUGCAGCGCCGCUUAGUACCUUGAGCAACUGGAUCGAUGAGUUCAAGAGAUGGACUCCCGACAUCGAGACUGUUCUAUAUCACGGUACUAAGGAGGAGCGUGCGGCCAUUAGGAAUAAGUGUAUGAAAACACGUGAUCAGGGAAAGAUGAAUUUUCCUAUCAUUUGUACAUCUUACGACAUUUGUAUCAACGAUUCAAAGUUCCUUGGACAAUACCAGUGGAGGUAUAUUGUUGUGGACGAGGGUCAUCGCCUCAAGAACAUGAAUUGCAAGCUCAUAAAAGAGUUAAUGACAUACAAUUCGGCCAACCGGUUACUUAUCACGGGUACGCCAUUGCAAAACAACAUCUCUGAGCUAUGGUCGCUGUUGCAUUUCCUGCUUCCGGAGGUUUUCAAUGAUUUGAAGAGUUUCGAGGGCUGGUUCGACUUUUCGUCUGUUUUGGAUGAUUCAGGCAAAGCCGAAGUUAUUGAACGACGGAAGCGCAACUUGGUGACCACCAUGCAUUCUAUUCUCAAGCCGUUCCUUCUGCGGCGUGUCAAGACCGACGUGGAGCACUCUCUUCCCAAGAAGCGCGAGUACAUUCUAUAUGCUCCGCUUACUCCCGAACAGAAAGAGCUUUACAGAGAAAUCCUGAGUGGCACUGGACGUCAAUAUCUUGAAGGAAAAGCCUUGGAGCGUCUGACAGCUAAAAGUUAUACUACUACUCGCUCUCGUAGCUUGAAGCGUCGUCGCAGCAGCGAUGAGCCAGAGACGCCCAACAAGAGCCAGCGCACAGCCCGAGACAGCAUGCCCGCCAGUGGCACGGCUUCAGCCCGGCGACGCCGAGGUCCUCAGAGCUACAAGGAUAUCAGCGAUCGAGAAUUCAAUUCCAAGUUGCGCAAGCUUGAACAAGGAGUCGAAGAGGAUGAAGAAGAGAUAGACGAACCUAUUGACACUGAACUAGAGGAGAUUGAACGGGCAAACAAUCUCAAACUUGCUAAGAAGGAGAUCAGUCAAAAGAAAAUGAUGAAUCCCAUCAUGCAAGCCCGUCUGGCCUGCAACUCUCCCCACAACUUUUACUGGCCAUGGAUGGACGAGAACUCCACAGUGGACGAAACUCUCGUGUCUGCAUCUGGCAAGAUGCUUCUCCUUGACCGUCUAGUGCCCUAUCUCUUCAAAAAGGGGCAUAAGAUCCUCAUCUUCUCCCAAUUUAAGACGCAGCUCGACAUUCUCCAGGAUUGGGCUACACAACUGCGAAACUGGCCUUGCUGCAGAAUCGAUGGUGCAAUUGCCCAGGCCGACCGCCAGGCGCAAAUCAAGGCCUUCAACACGGACAAGACUCACAAGAUCUUCCUGCUCAGUACUCGUGCCGGUGGACAGGGCAUUAACCUCGUCGCUGCGGAUACCGUCAUUCUCUUCGACUCCGACUGGAACCCUCAGCAAGAUCUCCAAGCCCAGGACCGAGCACACCGCAUCGGACAAACCAAGCCUGUGAUCAUCUACAGACUCGCAACGAAGGGCACCGUCGAGCAAACCCUUCUCGAGAAAGCAGAUUCCAAACGUCGCCUUGAGCGUCUGGUCAUUCAGAAGGGCAAGUUCCGGUCUCUCCUUGACACGGGCAGUGCCCAUGACGUGGAGGAGCUGAGGAAGGUACUCGGUGAAGAUGAAUUCGAGCGCUUCGAAACUGGCGCCGAUCCUGCGUCCAUUCUUUCAGAUGAAGAUCUCAAGAUCCUCACGGAUCGUAGUGAGGAGGCCUAUGCCCGUGCUGAAAAGGGUCUCGAAAAGAGUGGGCCGGCAUUUGUUUCUGUCGAGACUAAGCGUGAUGCUGGCGAGUCUUUGAUGUCUUAA